UUAAUGUUGUGUGUAGCGUUUAAAAUAGGCAGGGGUAUUGUACAAACCAAACGUUAUAGUAUAUCAUAUCAUAUGUAAGUAAUGUGAUAAACAUAUUCUCUCACAAAAUGCUGUUUGGAAGUACAAGUAAUGUUGUGGUCUUGUUAUGUACGAUAUCGUGCAUUGCAUGUAUAGACAACUUUACCCAGAGUUUUGAUAAUACUACUGAUGCACCUUCUCCAUACAGUAACAUCACUUACGGGCAAGACGGCAUCGAACCAUCUGUAAAGAAUUCCUCCGCAAUCCCGAAAACAACAACUACCCCUACUGUAAUUAUUCAAGCUUCCUCAUCACCAAGAACAAAAGAUAAUUACGGUACAACUUUGCCCGAACUGACAUCACAAACUCCAUCAACGACCACAAAAUCCGGACCCAAGAAAUGGCACCAUCCGAUCAUCUGGGAUAAUUGGUCGUUCUGGGGACCGUGCUCCAGAACGUGCGGAGAAGGAAUCAAGAUACGAACUCGUAAAUGUCUGGUGUGGACGGGUGAAUUUUUUGCUAGAACUCAUCUGACGGCCUGUGAAGGAACAAACAUUGGUUAUAAAGUUUGUUCAAAACGUAAAUGUCCAAGUGAAUCACGUGACUACAGAGAAGAACAGUGUAAGUCAUUGAGUAAGAAACCAUUUCUGGGAAGAAAAGCGUUGACAUGGAAACCAGUUUACUCUAAAGAUAGACCAUGUGAGUUAAAUUGUCAGGCUGAUGUAAGAAGUAAUUAUUAUAAUUUUGGUCAGGUACAAGAUGGUACUAGAUGUAGUACAACUGGCUACUAUGUCUGUAUAGAAGGUAUCUGUAAGCGUGUUGGAUGUGAUGGUAUUAUAGAAUCACCUAUUAAAGUUGACAUGUGUGGAAUUUGUGACGGAAAAAAUGAUACCUGUACAUUUAUACAGAAAACGGUCAUGUCUCGCUUCCCAAGGCAUGAUAAAGAAUUUCCGGGUUAUUAUAGAAUUGUGACAAUACCAAGAGGAUCCAGACAUUUCAAAGUCUUAGACAACAGCAGGAAUAAUAUUGCCUUGAUGGACAAUGACCACCAUUUUAUCAUCAAUGGUAACCGUAAUUUAAGUCAAUCUGGUAAUUAUAACGUAUCAGGAACAUCAGUUUUAUAUUUACGAUCGGGAACCUUCGGUGAAUUAUUUGAAGGUGAAGGACCUCUAACAGAAGAUGUACAUAUAAUGUUAUUGUAUCGACAACGACAUCAUGAAAUAAAGUAUGAAUUCUGGCAACCAAACAUUGGCGACAAUUCUACACAAAUAACAGUGACGUCGCCUACUUCCAGAUCAACAGAGAAUCAACAGACGACACGAGCUCAGACCUUAUCAGAUGACCAAAUAUGGAAAAUGCUGAUAAAUGAAUUAAAGGAAAAGCAACACGUAACGGAAAGGGGAAUAAAAACUGGUGUUUAUUCGUCUAAAUAUAAACCUCAACCAAACAAGUCACAUUCAAAUAAACGGAAAAACGAGGUUGAUAUAUAUAGCCCGUCAAUACCGGAUGUUAUCUACUCUAGACGACAUAGAUACAAGAAACGAUUAAAGUUUGAAAAAAAAAAUUGUAGAAAAUAUCCAAAAGUGAAAGAUAGAAAAGCUCAAUUCUGUAAAAGUGACUUUGUGUCACGAGUACGUAUCCUGGGUGCUGAGAUAAUUAAUGGCGAAACCAGAUAUGACGUCAGCAUCAUCAAAAGUUAUAAAAAGGGAUUGUCUUUAAUGCAGCGAGAAUAUUUGUGGGUUCCGAAUGUUUGUAAAUGUCCAAGAUUAAAGAUUAAUGGUGAAUUUUUGGUGAUGGGGAAAUUCAGUUCCGUGCAUCGUAGAGAAAUCAGACUUUCUGUUACACCCGAGAGCUACGUAAGACGCUAUAAAUCUCGUUAUGAACCCAAACUUUACAGAAUGAACAGAAAAUUAAAGUGCAAAUAACUAAACUUCGGCUAAUAGGAAUUGAAAUGGGAUUUUAAAUUUCGUUUCGGUUUAUAUAUUUUUUUUUGAAUGGUUUAUACAAAUUAGACACCAGAUAGUAGAAAACUAGAUCGGAGACGGUCUAGAACAUAUGACGUCAUAUAUGGAUUGUGGGUUAGGGUAAGGAUUAGGGCUGCAAAUUUCGUCAAGGUCUCGAGAUGGAAACGGGGCUAGCGCUAACCCUAACCCUAAGCCUUACCCAUAUCCUAACCCAAAAACACAAUUCACAUUUGUGUUAGACCGUCUUCGAUCUAAGGUUCUCCCACCAGAUAACAUACUUAAAUAAGUCGGCGCUUCCUAUUCCGGAUGUGUACAGAUUGGCGUUAUCGAGAGCCACUCCUACGUCACACCCUUUCUCGACGUCACUUAGGGCAGAUUAUCCAGUCUACAUGAUUUAACAGUAAGUACAGGAGGACCGCACUACAAUAUGACAAACACAAGUGAAUGUCCUGCCAUAAGAGUCUUCUAUCUGCACAGUCUCGGGUCCGUAAUGAUAUAGGCUUGAAUCAAAGCAAUAAGAGAAACAAUCCACAACAAAAGGAGAAUAGUUCCCAUGUGUUUAUCAUUCUAAUAAUUCCUUAUAAUGAUAGUGUGUUCGUUUUAAAUCCAUUUUUAAUGAAUGUUUUAAAUCAUGUUUGGUCAAGAACCAUUUACAACAACCUUAUACAGAUCAGAAGCAGCUAAACGCCUUAAAGAUGUUGUGAGAGCCAAGGUCGGGGUUAGCCUAUAUCUUGGUGCCGUACAGACUGAAGGGACAGCUGGGAACAAUGGUACAAGUCUAUUUGAAUUAAUCAUUUAUGAUUAUUGCGCUGACCUGUUUUUAACUACCAUACUGCAAAACUAUUAAGCAUGCUGAUGCUCUGAUAGCCAAAUAAAUAUUCUUAGUGUACGGUGCCACCAUGUCUAAAUUAGGCCCCCCAAAAGGAUUGCCUAUUUUAAACUAUGACAAAAAAAAGGUGAAACAAAAAUUGUAAUUCUCAUUAGACUUAGUCAUUUAAUAAUAUCGUAAAUCUUUGUAAAGAGAGAGACCGAGAGAGAGAAAUUGGGUUUAACGUCCACUCGACACAAACUAGGUCAUUUCGGAACUAACAUGUACAAUAGUUCAAUUUUAUUUCAAUAAUUCGCUUGCGCGUAGUGGUCUUUAGCAGUGGGGGGAAACCGGAGGACCUGGAGAAAACCCAGGAGGUUGGACAGGCGACCCUAUUCCUUGUCACGUACAACCGGGCUUUGUAAAUAGAAUAUGCUAUAGAUUUGUGUAGACAAGAGAAUAUGCUAGUCGCUAUAUAUAUAUAUAUAUAUAUAUA
Messenger RNA from Patella vulgata (common limpet), 3286 nucleotides. Its product is annotated as ADAMTS-like protein 5. Gene Ontology annotation, biological process: extracellular matrix organization. Gene Ontology annotation, cellular component: extracellular matrix. Gene Ontology annotation, molecular function: protein binding; metalloendopeptidase activity. The coding region runs from base 108 to 1943 and encodes 611 amino acids. The record is from RefSeq and is a predicted model, not a curated record. The transcript has 10 exons. Lineage: Eukaryota; Metazoa; Mollusca; Gastropoda; Patellidae.